AUGGCCUGGCUCCGCAUCACCUGCAUCGUCGUCUGCUGCCUGGAGCUGGUGCACAGCAAGGCCUCAGAGUACCAGCUGGAGUCAGACAGCCUGAGCCGAUGUGAGUCGUUAAGGGGCGUGGCUGUUGCUAAGCAACAAGACCACAUCCCCCACUGUAUGGAGGAUGGAAGGUUCAGGCCUGUGCAGUGUAGUGGGCGCGGUCAGGAGUGUUGGUGUGUUGAUGCAGAAGGUCAAGAGGUCGCUGGAACUCGAACCAAGAGCUCUUCACUUCACUGUCCGACCCCCUGCCAGCUGCAGGGGGCGCUGCGGUGCAGCCCGUCAGGAGAGUUUGAGGCAGUUCAGUGUGACUCCAGCAGGGGGAGCUGCUGGUGUGUGGACCAGGACGGAGAGGAACUGUAUGGAACCAGACAGAGAGGAAGACCUGAGCGCUGUCCCGGCGGCUGCGAGGUGAGGGCGCGGCGUGUCCUGCACGGCUCCGGGGGGCGCUCCCCUCCCCAGUGUGACGAGCGCGGUGACUUCCUGCCCGUCCAGUGCAAAUUCAUCAACACCACCGACAGGACGGAGCUGGACCUGCUGCACGCCUUCAACAGGUUCCCAGAAGCCUUUGAGACGUUCAGCAGCUUCAGGAGGAUCUUCCCUCAGGUUUCCUCCUACUGCUUCUGCUCAGACAGCAGAGGCAGAGAGCUGGACAACACAGGUGUGGAGCUCCUCCUGUCCGAGGUGUACGACACGGCUUUUUCCGGCCAGAUGACUGGACGCUCCUUCUCCCAGUCCAACGUCUACCGAGUCCUGCAGAGGAGGCUGCUGGGAGUCCGGCUGGCCCUGACCGGAUACUUCAGAUGUCCGACUCCCUGUGAGGAGGAGAGGAGGUCGGCGGAGGAGGCGUCCAGCGCCUUCGUUCCCUCCUGCGAGGCCGGCGGCUCGUUCUCCCGCAGGCAGUGCCGGGCGGGCGGGGCCUGCUGGUGUGUCGACCCCAGCGGGGCGGAGGUUCCCGGGACACGACGGAGCGGAGAGUCCCUGGUCUGCGGUUCAGGCCCUGCUGACUGUCGCUCUCAGCGUCGCGUGGCUCUGUCCAGGCUCUUCUCGGGCCCGCUGGAUCCUCCCACCCCCGUCCCGCCCUCCUCAGGUGAAGCUCCAGCCUCCUGCCGCUCGCUCCUCCGGCCCCUCAGGGACGUCCUGCCGGCGGAGCAGGAGCCGGCCUCCUUCCUGCCCCGGGUGGCCGAGGUGCUGCAGGGCCUGUUCCCCUCGGUGGGCCUGGCCCUGCAGGCGCUGGCCCGCUCCUCCCCUCGCCGCCUGCAGGAGAACCUGUUCGGAGGAAAGUUCCUGAAGAACGCCGCCGCCUUCAACUUCAGCGGAGCGCUGGGGCCCCGAGGCGCCCUGAGCCCCAACCUGCUCUCCCCCACAGACCAGAGCGUCUCCGCCAGCCUCCGAGCGAACCGGGACCUGGUCCGAUCUGUCGGACGAGCCCUGGAGGAUCCGGCCUUCCUGUCCGCCCUGCAGCACGCCCUGAGGCGGCUGGGCAGCUCGCACGCCGCCCCGCUGCAGCAGGCGCUCACUCCUCUGCUGCGCUCCUGCUCCGAUGCCGACGCCGAGCCGGGCGCGGCGUCCGUCUUCGUGCCGAGCUGCACGGCGGCCGGCGACUUCCGGGAGGUGCAGUGUCAGGCCGCUGAGUGCUGGUGCGUCGACCCGCGGGGGCAGGAGGUCCCGGGGACGCGGUCCGCGGCUCGGAGGCCUCGCUGCUCGUCCAGGUGUGAGAGAGAGCGAGCGGCGGCACUGAAGGUGAAAAGCAACAUGGCGGCCGGCGCAGAGCUCCACGUGCCGGCGUGCUCGCAGGACGGCGGCUUCCUGCCUCUGCAGUGCGUCGGCUCCCGCUGCUUCUGCGUGGACCGGGACGGAAACACAGCACCUGCUCAGGCCACAGGGGGCGCCGUCACCUGUGCAGACGCUCGGCCGGAGAAGCCUCGGUCCUCUGCAGGCCCGUGCUCCGAGGCGCUCGCUGAGCUCACGGCGUUCACACAGGAAGCCUCCGCCAUCGUCACUCUCUCUAACUCCUCCCACGUGCCUCUGGGAUACGGAUUCCUAUUGGCCGACGGGCUGCGACUCACCGCCGAGGAGCUGCAGAGGAGCCAAUCGGCCGAGGAGCAGCAGGUCUCUGAUAGGCUGCUGAGUCGCUCCAAAGCUGCGCUGUGGUUGGCCGCCUUCUCCACUCUCCAGACGCUGAUGCCGGGUCAGAGUUACUCCUACCAGCCGUACACACCGCAGUGUGACGCCGACGGACACUGGAUAAACACACAGUGUUACUACAGCACAGGUCAGUGUUGGUGUGUUAAUGAAGACGGAGAAUUCAUCCCAGGCUCUCUGACCAACCGCACCAAGCACAAAACAAAGUGUCUGACUCGCUGUCAGAGGGCUCACGCUCACACGCUGCUCUCUGGCUGGAAGAAAAGCUCUGACAUCAGCAGCACAUCCUCCUACAGCCCACAGUGUGACGAGGACGGUCGGUUCUCGGUGCUGCAGACAGGGGGCGCUGCAGGCUGGUGUGUCAGCCCGCUGACCGGAGAACCCGUACAGAACGCCACCCUGAGCCCUGCAGGACAGCUGACAUGUCCCAGCUGGUGUGAGCUGAAAGGGGCUCAGUGUCGGCCCGACGGCUCCUUCGCCCCGCUGCAGUGUGACAUCACUUCCUGUUGGUGUGUGUCUGAGGGCGGACAGGAAGUGGCCGGGACUCGAACGCCCCGCCAGGCAGGAAGUGCCCCCCCGUCGUGUGACCGUCCGCUGUGCCCCGACAGCGUUACCCAUGGUGCACUGCUCUGCCGCCCGGUCACGGGAGGCCGUCAGAGCUGUGACCUGGUGUGUUACCUUGGUUACCAGAAUGCACUUCCUGUCAGCAGCUUCGUGUGUGAGGCGGAGAGUCGGCGGUGGGAGGGAGACGCCCCGCUGGCUGGAGCCUGCCAGGCCUUACAGCCACUGCAGGCUGAACAGUCUCAGGUCCUCUGGCGGUUCUCGGCCUCCUGCUCUCGGAGCGGCGAGCUGCAGGAGCUGCUGUUCAGCAGCAUGACCAGCAGGGGGCUCUGCUCCAUACAGCUCCCAGGCUCCGGCCGCUCCGUGUCGCUGUGCGAUGACUCCACGGUGCGCCUGCGCUGUGACGGCGAUGACGUCAUCACGCUGACGGUGACGUGGACGGCUCACCUGUCCGACCUGCCGGCCGCCGAGCUGCCCGACCUGCACGACGUCUACCAGCUCCUCAUUCAGCCCCGGCUGCAGGAGGGUGUGCAGGGGCUUCUGGGUAACUUCAAGUCCAUCAUCACAUCGGAGCCCAAGCUGGUUUCCAACAAGCGUAGCUUCAGCUGUUACCGUGGUUACCGCCUCAACAACAACGGCAAAGGCUGCACCGUUUGUCCUGCAGGUAGUUUCUUCAGGGAGGGGGCGUGUCUUCUCUGCCCUCAGGGAACCUAUCAGGAUGAAGAGGGGCGGGAUUUCUGCAACACCUGUCCCAGCGGCUCCUCGGCGGGCGGAGCCUCAUCUGUCAGUCAGUGUGUGACAGAGUGCCGGAGGCGGGGCUUGCGGUGUUCAGAAGGCGGCGACUUCCUGCCGGCGCAGCCCGACGUCCUGUCUGGGAGGUGGAGGUGCGUCGACGCCGACGGGGCGGAGCUGGACUGGACCAACAGCAACGGGCCUCUGACUGACGAGGAGUGCGCAGUGUUCCGCAGGUUUCAGGCUGUUCCUGGAUCAGAUCUGAUCACCGGAGCUGAAGAUGCUCAAGUUCUGCAGACCAUGACCUCUGACCUCCUGAGCUGUGUGCAAGCGUGUGCAGUGCAGCCGUCCUGCCACCAUGUGGCGCUGUUCACCAACACACAGACUCAGUGUGAGCUGUACAGCACACACACCACCAACACACACUGCAACAGCUCACAGCAGGCCGGUGGGUUUCUGGGUAAUCCUCAGGCCGAGCUGUUUGAUUGGCUGAGCUGCUCUGUGAAAGUGAGGGGCGGAGCUUCAGAUCUGCUGGUCAUCAAAAAGAAAGGUGAGCAGUUCCCCUCGCUGCAGCAGCAGGGGCGGAGCUUCGUGAGGAUGAGGAUGAGGAAGGCUGAGUCCGGCGUCUUCCGCACGCUCGUCUUCUCCUCCGGGCGAACGGCGCUCGCCGACGCUCAUCGUUUCUGCCAGGACGGCUGCAGCCGCGACGCCUGCUGCCGCGGCUUCAUCCUCAACCAGAACAGCCUGAGCGGAGGCUCUCUGCUCUGUGGUUGGCUGAGGGAUCCGUCCGUCCUGAUGUGUGGCGACCAGGACUGGGACGUGAUUGGUCAGGGCAAAGCCAGCCGCGUGUGUGGGGCGGGGCUUAGCUACAACGAGCGGCAGAAGAACUUCGUCUUCAACUUUGGAGGAGAAAAGUUCACCAUCACUGAGUCUGCUCUACCGCCUGACAGCAAGAACAAGAAAGAUUACCAGGCAUCCAUCGUCAGCUUCCAGGCCAUCUACCUGACAACUGAAGCUGCUGACUCCUCCUCCUCCUGCGGCUCCUCGGAGCUCGCGGCUCCUCUGGACGCCUCGGUGCAGCGCAGGUUCAAGUCCCUGGCGGAGGACGACGUGCAGGUCGAUCCUCAGAGGAAACUUCCUGUUUUGUCCUAUUGGCUCAACAAGAAGAACUACAACUCCCAGCAGGCCAUGCUGUGGUGUCUCGCACGCUGUGAUGCGGAACCGCAGUGCAUGCUGGUUGACCUGGACGAUGCUGACUCAGCAGAUUUCCACAGCUGUGUGUUGCUGGCGGACAGCAGAGUGUGUGGGCAGUACGACAAGCCGCUGCGCCGGCCCUGCCGCCCCCUGCUGGCCCGCCGGCCCAACAACACCUUCAUCAAGACGGUGGAGCUGUCUGGACCAGUGAAGAGUUUCUACAACAGAGUUUCCUUCCAGAAGAUGGUUUCCUACUCGGUCCGCAGCCGAGUCAGCCUGGGAAACACACCGCUGUCUGAGGGGUUCAUGCAGUGUGAGCGGCGUUGUGAUGAGGAUCCUUGUUGCCGUGGCAUCGGCUUCGUCCAUGAUACGCAGUCACCAGGUGGCUCAGAUGUGGUGUGUCUGUCCCUGAUCAGCCUCGGGGUUCAGACCUGUGGCGAAGACGACGGGACGACCUGGAGGACGCAGGACUGCCGUCCCUCCGCCGUGCAGACCACGCCCUACCCCUUUGGCUGGUACCAGAAACCUGUGAACCAGUGGAGUUCGUCUCCUGCUCUCUGCCCAACGUUCAGCCUGAAGCUCUCAAACAACGUGUCUCUGGACCAGUGGAGUCUUCUCGCUGACUCAGCGCUCCUGGUCGACUCGUCUGUCUCCACCUAUGAUGUCAUCCACGUGAGCCGGGACAUCGCUGCCGAUGAGCGCAAGACCAGGGACUGGUGUCUCCAUGCCUGCCAGGAGGCGGAGUCUUGUGUCGCCGUGUCCAUCAGCCAAACAGAGUCGGCCACACGCUGCGUCCUCUACCCGGACACCAGGACCUGUGGCGUGACCGACGCCCCUGGGUCACGUAGCCCCGCCUCCUCCUGCAAACUGCUCAUCAGAGAGCCCGCCCCCCAGGUGUACAUGAGGAAAGAGCGGUUGCCGUCGGUUACGUCCGUGUCCAUCCCGGGCCGUGGAACCCUGCGAGGCGUCACCGUGGAAACGCCUCUGGCCUCGGACAGGAAGACGGUCGUCCAGUUCCUGGGAGUUCCGUACGCCCGUCCACCAAUAGGAUCGCUCCGUUUCAGGGAGGCUGAGCCGGCUGAUUGGACGGGCGCCUGGGACGCCACCAGACCCCGUCCCAGCUGUCUGCAGCCAGGUGAUGCAGACUCUGCAGCCUCCAGUGAAGACUGUCUCUACCUGAACGUCUUCAGUCCAGCUGGACAGACGGGGCCGGUGCCAGUCCUGGUUUUCUUCUUCAACCCCUCGGCCAAUCAGAACCCAGGGCUGUUAGAUGGCUCCACCCUCGCUGCCUUGGGCAACAUCGUCGUGGUAACGGCCAGCUACCGAACAGCUGCACUGGGCUUCCUAAGCACAGGCUCGGCCGGUCUCCAUGGUAACUAUGGGCUGUCGGACCAGCAGGCGGCGCUGCGCUGGGUCGACGCCCACAUCCACCUGAUGGGCGGAGACAACAGGACAGUGACGGUCGGGGCGGAGCGUCGCGGCGCCGACAUCGCCAGCCUUCACCUCCUGUCCUCCUCCUCUUCCUCCUCUCCCUCAGCUCCUCUGUUCCAGCGGGUGAUCCUGAUGGGCGGCUCUGUGUUCUCUCCGGCGGCGCUGCAGUCUGAGGCCGGCUCGAGGCGCCAGGCGCUCCAUCUGGCCAGAGAGCUCGGCUGUUUGACCUCUGACCUCAGCAGCAACCCCGCUGAUGAAGACAAGAUGGCUGCCUGCCUCAGAACGACCCCGGCAAGCACACUGAACGCUGCCCAGACCAAGCUGUUGGCGGUCAGCGGGCCGUUCCAGGCCUGGUCUCCUGUCAGUCCGUCUGCGGCUCCGUCUGGUUUCCACAGAGUCGACCUCCUGCUGGGAACGUCCAUGUUGGACGGUCUGAUCAGCCGAGCGCGCAGGAUAAAGGACCUGGAGGCUCUGCAGGGCCGGGCGGACGGGAAGACGGCGUUCUACGAGGCGCUCAGUAACUCCCUGGGCGGGGAGAGGAGCAGCGUCCUGCUGAAGGAGGCGGCCGGCUGGUUCUACUCCCUGCAGCACCUCCCCUCCCCCGCCGGCUACAACCUGUUCUCCAGAGCGCUGGACAACGCCACCCGAGAUCUGUUCAUCGUGUGUCCCAGUCUGCAGAUGGCUAGCCACUGGGCUAGCAGCAAGGCUAACGUCUUCCUGUACCACCAGCCCGAGGCCGACGCCCACAGCAGGGCGGACGUGUCCGUCCCGCUGGACCUUCAGUUUGUGUUUGGAGCUCCUCAUCAUCCAAUGAGCCUGCAGCGUUUCACCGCCGAGUAUCGCCGCCUGUCUCUGGCCGUGAUGAGCUACGUGUCCAACUUCAUCAAGACAGGCGACCCUAACCAGGCGGGCUCAGCUCUGCCGCGCUGGACGCCGGUCCCGCCCUCUCCGGCCCCGCCCACCUACCUGCAGCUGGACCCCGCCCUCCGGCAGAACCACGGCCUCCGGACCGACGCCUGCUCCUUCUGGAGCGAGCUGGCACCGAAACUCACCAGGCAGACCGAUGAACUUGGGGCGGGGCCUGUGCAGCCUGUGCUGACCCCUGACCUCCCAGUGGUCCAGCCUUCCAGCCAAUCACAGACUGGGAAGGACACUUACAGUUAAACCGCCGUCCCUCCAUAUGA
Molecule: messenger RNA, 7283 nt
Organism: Myripristis murdjan (pinecone soldierfish)
Lineage: Eukaryota; Metazoa; Chordata; Actinopteri; Holocentriformes; Holocentridae
Gene: tg
Product: thyroglobulin
Exons: 49
Coding region: 1-7263 (2420 amino acids)
Biological process (GO): thyroid hormone generation
Source: RefSeq, a predicted model, not a curated record